Lobosporangium transversale is the source of this 2260-nucleotide messenger RNA. RefSeq lists its product as hypothetical. The record is from RefSeq and is a predicted model, not a curated record. The coding region runs from base 79 to 2223 and encodes 714 amino acids. The transcript has 4 exons. Gene Ontology annotation, molecular function: protein binding; DNA binding; transcription regulator activity. Gene Ontology annotation, cellular component: SBF transcription complex; MBF transcription complex. Lineage: Eukaryota; Fungi; Mortierellomycota; Mortierellomycetes; Mortierellales; Mortierellaceae.
UCACUCUUGAUAUAAAAAAUAGAAAAAAGAAGAUAAAAAUACAUACUACGUACAGUUGCAGGAAUCACGAAAAGAAAUAUGUCAGGCAGUAUAUACACGGCUGUGUACUCGGGUGUACCAGUAUAUGAGUUGAUGUGUCGAGGCAUUGCGGUCAUGCGUCGAAAGGAGGACUCUCAUUUGAAUGCAACUCAGAUUCUUAAGGUUGCUGGCAUCGAAAAGGGCAAGCGUACAAAGAUUCUAGAGCGCGAUGUACUCACAGGUGAACAUGAGAAGGUCCAAGGAGGUUAUGGCAAAUACCAAGGGACAUGGGUGCCAUUCCAGCGAGGAGUAGAUUUGGCCAAAGAAUACAAUGUUGAGCCAUAUUUACGCGCAUUAUUUGAAUAUGAUAUUCAUCAAGGUGAAGUGGACAAUGUCACGCCAACCAAGGAAAUGGUGGCUCAAAAGGCAAAAGAAAAUGUCAAAGCAGUAAAAGAGGCAGCAUCUCCACGGCAAAGUCCCAUGUACAAGAGGGCACGGAGCACAUCUGCAAAACCUAGUGGGUCACAGACGUUUAAUGCACCUUCAAUGACACCUUCACCUCUUCAUCCGUCCUUCAAUGCUUCGUCGCCCUCUAUUCCACCCUCCCCUCAAUGGAACAUGGAUCAGCCUCCUCGCAAACGGACAAGAGCUAGUUCACCCAUACUAUAUGAUCAAGAUCCUCCAAUAGAAGGCAAUACAUUCGACUAUGAAUCCAGCAACGCAAUUCGAGCCGACCAUGGAAUGGAUCAUAUGAUGGAUGAACCAUUAGAAGGUGUUGAAAAAUAUCGGUCUAUAUUGAUGGCUAUAUUUUUGAAUGAUGAAUCACAGGAAAUUCCACCGUUGCUGACCGACCCUAUCAUUCCAAGUGAUCUCGAUAUCGAUCUCAUCAUUGAUGAUCAGGGCCAUACCGCACUACAUUGGGCGGCGGCGCUAGCAAGGAUUCAAGUCUUGGAGUUGCUUGUCCAAAAAAACGCAGACAUUCGUCGAGUCAACUACAGUGGAGAAUCUGCAUUAGUGAGGGCAGUCCUUGUCACCAAUAACUUUGAUAAGCAAUCGUUUCCUCGCUUGCUCAAUAUCCUCCAUAAAGCCAUUCCAAUUGUGGAUCGUAAGAACCGAACACUUCUACAUCAUAUUGCUGUUACAGCGGGGAUGCGAGGCCGAGGUGCUGCUGCGCACUAUUACAUAGAGUGUCUUUUAGAGUGGAUUGCACGCAAUGGGGGCGAUUUUUCAUCAUUAAUUGAUAUUCAGGACAAGAAUGGCGAUACAGCGUUGACAAUUGCGGCCCGGGUUGGAGAUAGAUAUUUGGCUAAGUUCUUAAUUGAUGUUGGCGCCAACCGUGAGAUUGAGAAUAAGGUCGGUCUGAAAGCUGAGGAUUUUGGUAUAGAUGAUAUUCCUUCUGGGCCUUCAGAACAACCAUUUAUGCCUCGCACUUACACUCCUAUCGUGUCUGUGGAUCCAUCCAAAGAAAAUCAAGCUGGAAAGCGUGGCAAGGAGAUCAUGUCAGUGGUGCAAAAGAUGGUUGAUGAAUUGGAUGUGGAAUUUUCUCAAGAAAUCAUGACAAGACAAAACCAACUACAGGAUACACAAAACCUUCUUCGAAAGGCCACCCGUGAUCUUACUGAAACCCGCAGGACGAUCAGCCAGUGCCGCACUCAAGUUCAGCAGUUGGAGGAGGCUCACCAAAAGAUUAAAAAUUUGGAGCUGUCUCUAGAGGAGGAAUCGCAAAAGACGCGAAGCCAGAAGGGUUAUAUGAGUAAGCUCCGAACCAAUGAUGAUAUUGAUGCAUUGUUCAACGUCCAAGUACCCAAAUCGCCUCCAAGGCCAUCAUCUAUUCAAGGGCCUGAAGAGCAAUUGAGAGCGGGUUUAGAGCGGGAAAGGUUGGCAGAAGAGGACGUAAUUCAUUUGCGGUCGAGGGUUUAUGCGUAUCAAAAGAACGACGAGGAGCUUUCUCAAGAAUUAGCAGAAACGAGAAGCAAGACAUCCGCAAACGAGCUUCUUUGUAAAAAGGUUAUCGCCAUCUGCUGCAAUAUUCCGUUGGAUAAAGUGGAUGACAUGUUAGUUCCAUUGACAUUGGCGGUGGAAAGCGAUGGUGCCAGUCUUGAUUUGUCUCGUGUUGCAGGAUUUAUGAGUCGAGUCAAGCAACAAGAGGCUAUAGCUUCAUCCGCUACAGCGUCAUCAGGACCAAUAUCCACUAUUAGUACAUAGCAUCUUGAUAAGAUUGUGUAAUAAAGGCAUUACUGAC